AUGAAGAAGAGAAAACGUUCUAGCAAAAACAAAGCUCUAACUCAAGAAGAAAUAUGGGACGACUCGGCACUCCUUGAGUCCUGGGAAGAGGCUGCAGAGGAAUACAGGCUUUAUCACAGCAUUCAGGCCAGAGGGCAGAAAGUCGAGGAUGUUCUCCGAGAAGCAGAAGCUGAAGCGGCCAACGCGAAUGAAGAUGAGAUGCAGCUAGAGACCAACACCGAGACGGAGAAGCCCCAAGAAGAGCCCACCGUGAAUAUCUCCCAGACUGUCACUAUGGAUGAGUCUGAUGGGAAAUUAAAACAGACAGAUGCCUGCACAACGAGCCAAGUUGAGGAUGAAACUGCACCGGAAUUAGCCACAGAGACAGGUCAGACCUACUCUGCUGCACCAGAAAGUGCAAAUUCAGCAAAUAUGCCGCAACAGGUUCUUAACGGCGCACCCAGCUUGCCAAACAUUCAAGACGAAGGGCUGAAGAACCUCAUGAUGUCGUGGUACUUUGCAGGUUACUACACGGGACUAUACGAAGGCCAACGACAGGCCGCGGCAAAGAAGUGA
Molecule: messenger RNA, 555 nt
Organism: Nannizzia gypsea CBS 118893
Lineage: Eukaryota; Fungi; Ascomycota; Eurotiomycetes; Onygenales; Arthrodermataceae
Exons: 4
Coding region: 1-555 (184 amino acids)
Source: RefSeq, a predicted model, not a curated record